AUGCCUCUUGGAUUAUUCAUUGGAGAGGAACAGAAGGAGAACGAGGCUCCGUCAGUGAAGGAGCAGCCAGCUGUUGCGGGGCCCAAGAAGAGCCGAAAACCCAUCAAGGAGAUGGAGUUCAUCACCGUACACGAGUUUGACGCCAUACCAGCGUACAUGAAGGGGAGGGUGACGUAUGAUCAGUUGAACUCAGCCGUGCAGAGCUUCAACAAGGCCGUGACUGAGAAGUACAAGAUCCUGCACCAGCCUCCACGGUCGCUGAACAACCACUCUCGCAAACUGUACGACCGCUUCAAGGAGAACGAGACCGGCGAGACCAAAGGUCAUUUCUUCGUAGUGGAGGCGGAUCUGCGUGAGUUUGGGGAGGUGACAAUGGACAAGCGCUUCCUGAACCUACUGAGCAUGCUCAGACACUGCCAGCGCAUCAAGGAGCUACGUGGGGGGCGGAUCAUACGCUACCAGCUGCUCUGAACACACACACACACACACACACACACACACACACACACACACACACACACACGCACACACACCAGCAGAAGGCACAAUAUGCAAGCGAGGUGCUGUGGACGAUGAGUGUUACAAGAUGAUAACGGUCACAUCCUGGCCCCUCCCUCUGUCUCUGUCUGGGACUGUACAUUCUCCUGCCUCCCUUCCUCUGUCUCUGUGUCAUUUUAAAAAUGGCCUUCAUCACCCCUGUGUGUUGUUUUAAAACAGGGGUGGGGAACCUUUUUCAUUCGAAGGGCCACUUCAAAUUCAUCCGAGGGCCCUAAAAGUCCUCCGAGGGCCAUACUCUGAACACAAACCAGGAUUUUCCCCUUUCACUUUAGGCCUAUAUUGAAGGCAGCCAGCUUUUAAACAAACACCACCUCUAGUUUCCCUGAAUAUAACAUAAUUGUAUUGCUAAUGCAUUUUCCAAGAUUCCUUUACAAAGUAUGUCAUACAUGCAAACGGCCCUCGAGACAUAGGUUCUCUAGUUAUCUAAAAGCUAGUUUCUACUACUGUACAAUAUGCAGUAGUAACCGAUGCUAUCUAGAACACUGGAUACUACAGUUCCCCACCCCUGUUUUAAAACAUCCACCCUUCUCUGUCUGUUUACUGCUUCAGAUUUUCCCUCCUCUCCUGUUCUUCUAUUUGCCUUUAUUUGUAUUAUUUUAAAUGUUGUAAAUAAAACCACACAUGUACUGUAAAUAAAGACUUAUAAUGUGCUGGUAUAUUUUAAUUGAUUUGUAUUCCAUUGAGGAAGCACUUGACCCCUCUAGCCAACUAAGGCCAAGUACUUGGUGGCAAAGCCCUUGUUUUGUGUUGUGGUCAGAUGUUUCUUUUAGUUGAUGGUAAUGUUUGUGGAUGUAUUAGAAGGGUUUUUGUCUGUUGGUAAUGUAAAAGAUAUUUAGCAAUGUAAUAAUCUAAUAAAAUUAACUAUUGGAUGAA
Molecule: messenger RNA, 1431 nt
Organism: Engraulis encrasicolus (European anchovy)
Lineage: Eukaryota; Metazoa; Chordata; Actinopteri; Clupeiformes; Engraulidae
Product: spindle and kinetochore-associated protein 1-like
Exons: 4
Coding region: 1-471 (156 amino acids)
Biological process (GO): cell division; mitotic cell cycle; chromosome segregation
Cellular component (GO): spindle microtubule; outer kinetochore; mitotic spindle
Molecular function (GO): microtubule binding
Source: RefSeq, a predicted model, not a curated record